This is a messenger RNA of Xiphophorus maculatus (southern platyfish), 4460 nucleotides long. RefSeq names its product minichromosome maintenance 9 homologous recombination repair factor (gene mcm9). Gene Ontology annotation, cellular component: nucleus; MCM complex. NCBI's taxonomy places the organism in Eukaryota, Metazoa, Chordata, Actinopteri, Cyprinodontiformes, Poeciliidae. Gene Ontology annotation, molecular function: single-stranded DNA helicase activity; single-stranded DNA binding; ATP hydrolysis activity. The record is from RefSeq and is a predicted model, not a curated record. The coding region runs from base 88 to 2937 and encodes 949 amino acids. The transcript is spliced from 15 exons. Gene Ontology annotation, biological process: double-strand break repair via homologous recombination.
AGAAGAGGAAGAAAUCCACAACAAACCCCGGAAAGUUAACCUGCUGAUGCUCAGUGGCUGUCCGUGGAACUGAUCUCAGCCACCACUAUGUUUAUUAGCCCAGAGGAGGAGGCCCUGAUUGGUCGAGUGUUUGAAAACUAUCUGACAGAGCAUCACCAUGGUGACAUUCUUCAGCUCAGUACUGAUGUAAAUGAAGACACUCAUCGCUCUGUUGUGGUUAACGCCAUGACACUUUUUGAAGCCAAUAUGGAGGUUGGGGAUUAUUUCAAUGCAUAUCCAAAAGAUGUCUUGGCUGUAUUUGAUAAAGUAUUACAGAAAAAAGCUUCAGAGUUAACAGAUGAGGCUUCUCUCAAAGACAAAGGACAGGGAGCCGGUCAGAGAAGCCUGAGGCAGAUAUAUCACACCCGCAUCAUAGGUCUGCCAGUGUGUCCAGAACUAACCAGACAUACCAUUCCAAGAUCCAGAGAUGUGGGUCACUUUUUGUCUGUUACUGGUACGGUCAUACGUACCAGUGUGGCUAAGGUUCUGGAGUAUGAACGUGAUUACAUGUGCACAAAGUGCCGGCAUGUUUUCAAGGUGCAGGCUGAUUUUGACCAGUUCUACACCUUUGUCCAGCCGGUGGGCUGCCCAAAUCCUGCUGCCUGUAAUUCCUUUAAAUUCAGCUGUCUGUCUGGAGGGUCAGAGCCUGCUGCCUGCAGGGACUACCAGGAAAUUAAGAUACAAGAGCAAGUUCAGAGGCUGUCAGUGGGCAGUAUUCCUCGUUCAUUAGUGGUAGUGCUGGAGGAUGACCUGGUUGACAGCUGUAAAUCAGGUGAUGACAUAACGGUUUAUGGUGUAAUAUAUCUCCGCUGGAAGCCCCUUUAUGAUGGUUCCCCCUGCGAUGUGGAGUUGGUCCUCAGAGCUAACAACAUAGAAGCAAAUAAUCAGCAGGCUGCUGCUGCUCUGAUGGUAAAAGAUGUUCAGAAAGAAUUUGAAGAGUUUUGGGACAGCUACAAGCAGAAUCCACUGGCUGGUAGGAAUGAGAUAUUGUUAAGCCUGUGUUCACAGGUUUUUGGCAUGUAUGUAAUUAAGCUGGCUGUGGCAAUGGUGCUGGCGGGUGGAGUCCAGAGAAUAGACUCUUCUGGGACCAAAGUUAGAGGAGAAUGCCAUUUGUUGCUGGUUGGUGAUCCUGGUACAGGAAAAUCUCAGUUUCUGAAAUAUGCAGCCAAGAUAAUAUCCCGAUCUGUACUUACAGCUGGAAUUGGAUCCACCAGUGCAGGUCUGACGGUUGCUGCAGUAAAGGAUGGAGGUGACUGGCACCUGGAAGCUGGAGCGCUGGUCCUGUCUGAUGGUGGUUUGUGCUGCAUUGAUGAAUUCAGCAGCAUCAAAGAACAUGAUCGAAUCAGCAUUCAUGAAGCGAUGGAGCAGCAGUCAAUCAGCGUAGCCAAAGCUGGAAUGGUGUGCAAGCUGAAUACUCGAACCACCAUUUUGGCAGCUACCAACCCCAAAGGACAGUAUGAUCCCAGUCAGCCUCUCUCUGUGAACGUGGCUCUGGCCAGUCCUUUGCUCAGCCGGUUCGACCUGGUUCUGGUUCUGCUGGACACCAGAAACGUUGAAUGGGACUGUAUCAUCUCUUCUUUUAUUCUUGAGGACCAAGGAACUCCAUCUGAUGCCAGUGGGCUCUGGUCCAUGGAGAAAAUGAAAACUUAUUUCAGUGUGAUUAAACAGCUGCAGCCUCAGGUGUCCGAAGAAGCCAACUGCAUCCUGACUCGUUAUUACCAGCUGCAGCGUCAACGAGACGGUCACAGUGCCGCCCGCACAACUAUCCGCAUGCUGGAGAGUCUGAGCAGACUUGCUGAAGCACAUGCCCGGCUCAUGUACAGAGAGACUGUUACUGUCGAAGAUGCCGUUACAGCCGUGUCAGUCAUGGAGUGCUCCAUGCAGGGUGGUGCUUUGCUGGGAAAUGUAAACGCUUUGCUAACAACAUUUCCCACCGACCCCCUCCAGCAGUAUCAAACCCAGUGUCAGAUGCUCCUGGAGGGACUGAACCUGCCUGAGCUUCUUCAAAGUGAGAUGGAGCGGCUGGCCAGGCUAAGGAGCAACACCCCAGAGUCUGGUAUGUGUGACCCGUCUCUUUCUACAGACCAGCAUCAACUACAUGGUCCAGACUCUGAAACCUCCAGUGACCUAAAGAGUUGUGUAAUAGUGAAGAGUUGUUUGGACCGGCUUCUUGCCACGAGUCCCUCACUGUCCCCAGAUGAUGUCAUCGUACCCAUCAUUACAUCAACCCAAGGAAACAUAAAUACUGCACCAAACAAUAGCUGGUCAGUAUCAUCAGCACUAAGAGCAGGACAAAGUGGAGUUAUGGAAAAAGAACAGAGACGCCUGCCUGAGAAGAAGAACAAUGUUUUGCUAAAUGAGAAGAAGGCGGCCGAAGAUGGAAAAUUGACAGACCUGCACACAAAACUGUCGGCUUUUAUUUUCAAACCCAGAGGUAGGAAACAACCUGACCACAGUGGUAAUGAAGCAGAAACAUUAGGAGAAAAAAGGAUAAAUAUGCAGACGUCAGCUAGACAUGAUGACUUGACUAGCCAAAUGCCACAAGCAAAGAAAAAGAAACGAAUGGAAAAGCUAAAUACUGGACAUUCACAACACUGCACAACCAAACCUACAGCAGCUCAGACUAACCUGGAAAUAGUUCCUCAUAAAACAGAAACUGCUAAGUGCGAACUAAAGCAGUCGGACCUUACUCAUGUUCCAAACCAACAUGCAAAACCUGCAAGCAACAGUGAGGUGAACAUGAGGAAAAGGAAGUGCUUUAAUCUGGACCCGCCACUAAAUACUGAUGGAUCUAAGCCGUUCCUUUCAGGUUUGUCUUUCUCUGGUCUUACUGACUUUUCUAGUGAUGUCCUUGACACUGACUGGGACCAAGAAGUUUCAAAAACCACCAAAGCCUGAGGUCAAAGAAUGUCUGCAUAAAUAGUACAGUGAGGACCUGAAUUUAAUUAUAUGUCUUAAAAAACUUCUUGGUACAAAAACUCUUAAAAGUGAAAAAGAGGAAUUGUACAUGUUUUGUUUUUUGUGUUUAAAAUUUUGAGCAGAGGCUGAUCAGUCUCCUUCAUAUGAGAAAGUGUCUGUAAAAAAUAAUGAAAAAGAAAAAAACGGUUUUCUAGUGAACUUUCUUCUUGGAUUUCUGCUUUUGACCGAUGAGGAAGUGAAAUGUCGCUUAACAAGGUUGCUCUAAUCAAAUAUAAAAAUUGGGAUACAAUGUGGUUUGGACAGCCUUGUUUGAUUUUCAUUUAGACAUUUUAAUUUUUCAUAACUCCAAUAAGGAUGUGAAAGUCAUGUCUGUGCCUUUUCGGCUUCAUAUCUGCUUCUUACUCCAGCUCAAGGAAGCAAAACCUUUUUAUUGCAUUGAUGCAAAAUAAAGUCAACUGACAUCAGCAGGCAAAUGGUAAAAAAGCAUGAAUGAUCUUUAAAUCCCAGUUCCUGAUUUUGUCCUCGUCACACUGAAGUGAUAUGAAGGCACCAACUGCAAAGAUCUCAGCUAUGCAGUGAAACAGAAAGUAGAAAAACAUUGUUUAAUGGGUGAUGGGUUAAUGAGGAGCAUUAUUUGUAUGUUUAUAAUUUUCACAAUGGUUGAGCGUCGGUAGUGAGUCUCUCUUUCACUGGUUUAUUUCCUAUGAUAUUGAGCGACUGUUCCACUUUGAGACUAUUGGGUACAACAUUAAAAAUGACAGAGAAAAGUCAUUGCCAACAUAUAAACAACAAAUAUAGUUUUUUUCUGGGUCAACUAACAAAGCAGUCUACUGGUGCUUUGCACGGAUAUCUGAGACGUGAAAUCUUAACAGGAAUAAACAGGAAGCUGUAGAGGUAAUGGUGGCCUACAACAAACGACCAGAACGCAACAUGUUGAACAUCCACUGGACCGUACAGCUGGCCAACAAGUCAGUUUCUCUUCGUGGCAUCAAUCUAAAUGCUUUGAUAUUUUCAUCAGAUCGCUUCAGGCUUUGUGCUGCAGCUGUUUUCCAGUUUUACUUUCUUUGUGGAUGAACACCAUACAUUUGUUCAACGCAUGUUUUUUUUUGUAUCAUGAGUUACAUUCUGCUCCAACCAACAAAUUCUAGAACUGGUCCAAUAUUAGUCUAAAUGUAAUUAUUUAAAUUCUGUAGUCUGAGGAAAGUGCUACACAAUCACUUGAACUGGAUGCCAUUAAUUUGGCCUCUAAUAGUGUUUUUUUUUUGUUUUUGUUUUGUUUUUACCAAUUAAAUCUCUUAUUAAACAAGCGUCUAGGAUUUCCUUUCAUCAUCUUUGGGAUAUUGCCAACAUUAGAAUGAUCCUGCCUUGGAACGAUGCUGAAAAACGAAUCCAUGUAUUUGUUACUUCAAGGCUGGCUGACUCCUUACCUUCAGGAAGUCCACAGAAUGCAGUUAGAACCCUUCAGCUAAUCCAAAACGCUACAGCAAGAGUUCUGAUGAAGC